AUGCGGUACGAAUCGUCUGCCCCGGCCGGCGGAGACGCUGGCAGCCCAGCCUCGGAUCGGGCGAGUGAGCAGCAACGCAUCGUCAUGCCGGCCAGUUGCCAUGACGCUGGUCAGACUCGCGUUUGCCAGCCACUCCGUGAAGCCACGAAUGACCCUGCUUCGUACAGCGGACUCGGCGGACUCGAACCCGUCGCUUUGACCUGCGCCGGUGACCUGCCGACGCAGGAGACCGAGGUCGGUUUGCGCAGAAUCACACCCGCCGGACCUUCUUCAUUCGGCCUCCCGGCGCCAAAGCCACUUCAAGUCAACCGGUCUCGGGGAGCCGGCCAGGCCGGGUCUCAAGCUCUGACCCGCUCGUCCCUUGCGAAACGUGCCAAUCCCGCCAGCUCUAUCUGCCCUCUGUUCGAGGACGCCCUGUUUGGCAGCCGCAACCCGGCGACGGUCUCGGCCGACCGACAAGUCGCGAUGUCCAAUCUGGCCGUAGGCUUGACGACUCCCAGAAAGACUGAGACGUUCGCGACUGACGCGGUGGCCGACCAGUCGACCGACCGCCACAUCAACCUCCUCGUACGGGCAGCCAACGCGGCUGUUGCCGCCAACAACGACAGCACCGCAGGGAGUCGAACUCCUUCCGUCCGGAAGACGGACUCGGAGUUGGGCUCGCGGUUCGGUCCGAUGCUGGCGACAAAAGCCGGUCGGACGGCGGUCAUCUCGAGUCGGUCGUGUGGACAACUGCCAACGACGCCGGCAACUCGGCGAACUGGAGUCCUGGAGUCGGUGGCCGACUCGACGUCGACACCGCUGCUGAGACCGGGCUCGAACCCGGGCCCAUUGAGGCGACAGGUCAAUCUGUCUGCCGCGCCGACGGACACGCUCUCGGCCCUGGCCGCUUUGACCAGCCUCUCGGCGGCUUCUGAGCUCGCGACCCGCAGGUCGCCACGAAGUCUGAAGGUGCAGUUACCAUUCGUCUUUUUAAUCACAUUUCCAUUCACCCUCUCAUGCUCUAUUUAA
Molecule: messenger RNA, 1011 nt
Organism: Protopolystoma xenopodis
Lineage: Eukaryota; Metazoa; Platyhelminthes; Monogenea; Polystomatidea; Polystomatidae
Source: the annotation of a GenBank genome assembly